AUGUCCCGUCUUCGCGACCCAGCGGAAUAUGUAUCGAAAGCAAAACAUAGAUGGACCGGUCACAUCAUGCGAAGAAUCGACGAUAGAUGGACUAAAAGAACGCUAGAGUGGAUCCCAAGGGACGCUAAACGCCCCCGAGGGAAACCGCCAACGAGAUGGGGUGACGUGUUCGCUGCACGGAUGGACCAGCUGAGAGCUCAGCUGGAUACGGCUCAAGGACCUCGUCAACGUCACUCACGAAGCUUGAGAACAUCUUGGAUGACAAUGGCGAGGGAACGAGACGAGUGGAAGAGAUGUUGGUGCCCGCACGUCCAGUGA
Necator americanus (New World hookworm) is the source of this 318-nucleotide messenger RNA. RefSeq lists its product as uncharacterized. Lineage: Eukaryota; Metazoa; Nematoda; Chromadorea; Rhabditida; Ancylostomatidae. Bases 1 to 318 code for a protein of 105 amino acids. The record is from RefSeq and is a predicted model, not a curated record. The transcript has a single exon.